Molecule: messenger RNA, 1545 nt
Organism: Suillus discolor
Lineage: Eukaryota; Fungi; Basidiomycota; Agaricomycetes; Boletales; Suillaceae
Exons: 7
Coding region: 1-1545 (514 amino acids)
Source: RefSeq, a predicted model, not a curated record
AUGAGCCGUGAUCGGCAACAACGUUUAACACUGGUGCGGUCCAACAUCUCGAGGAGUCAGCCCAUUGCUACUGCACGCAACCUUAUUUAUGAGAAAAAUUACGGUGUUGACAGUACGGCAGUCGAGGCGCUUCUCAAACCUGAUUCCUGGGUGCCGAAUUCAAAUGUGCUGUCCGACAAUCUUAGUGCAUUCGGAUUCAAUGUGUUUGCAGCACUUGUCGUCGAUCUCCUACAUGAGUUUGAGCUUGGGAUAUGGCGCAUGCUUCUAAUUCAUCUACUGAGAAUUCUGACUGCAUUGAACAAGGACUUGGUGCACGAACUUGAUAGGAGGUACAGGCAGGUUCCCCCGUUUGGUCCUGCAACCAUUAGGCGGUUCUCUGCCAACACCUCUGAAAUGUCGAACAUGGCAGCAGCAUGCAACUUUGAGGAUCUUUUACAGUGUUCUAUUCCAGUCUUCGAAGGUCUCCUCCCUGAGGCCCACAACAAAAUUCUUCUUGAUCUCCUUUUCACUAUGGCGCAUUGGCAUGGUCUCGCUAAACUGUGUAUGCAUUCUGACUUUACCUUAGAGAUUCUCGACCAGCAAACCACUGACCUCGGUGAGAAAUUCCGUCACUUCAAGUCAAAGGUAUGCACUGCAUACCACACACAAGAACUUGACCACGAGGUCAAUGCGAGGUCUCGUCAGCAGGCAAAGGACGUCACUAGACGCAUGGAGGACAGCAUAGCGAAUGGCGUUGGGCAAGGGACUGCGGCUCAAAAGAGGGCGGGGGGUAAUGCUAAAGGGAAACAUAAGCCAAAUUUGGAAUGGUCGCAGGAUCCACGUUCACCAAGGCAAUCGAGGAGGAAGAAGUUGCUAAAUUUUCGGACGUACAAAUUUCAUGCGCUAGGCGAUUAUGUUGCUUCCAUUCGUCAAUUUGGUACAACAGACUCGUAUAGUACAGAGCCAGGAGAGCUAGAGCACCGAACGCCAAAAGGCAGAUAUCGCCAAACUGAUCACAGAAACUUCAUACACCAGCUAACUCAAAUAGAAUGCCGUCAAAUUCGCUUACGGCAUAUCAAACAAUGGCAAACAACACGGACCCCUCACACGCAGGCUGACGAAACUGUGAUCGACCCUCAGCUACACCAUCAUAUUGGACUAAGUGAGAAGAAUUUCGACGAGUUGGGAAAUUAUCUCCGCAGUCAUGCAGGGGAUCCUGCCAUGAAGGACUUCCUUCCACGAUUGAAAGAUCAUAUCCUGGACCGCAUGGGGACUCUUGAAUCUGUGGAAAACUCUGCCCAUCCCGACCAGGAACACAGGAUCUUAGACGGCCAUAGCUUGGCACGGCAACCUGCCUCUCAGACAACUCCCUAUAUGGAAGAUGAAGAUUUUGAAGGCGAAGAAAACUUCACGGAAAUAGCCCAUCCAAGCGACGACGAAGAGGGUCAUGACAUUGGCAUCAAGGAAUUGAAUUUCUUUGAACAAGGAAGAAACACAAGCACGGAGUCCCUCGCGGAGGCACUAGACGAUAUGUUCAUGAGCCAUGCUUUUGAUUAUGAAAAUUGA